AUGGCGCCAAUCGCAAUCACCCCCCCACCGGUCGAGCCUAAACGCAUGGAUACUCGACAGGCUCGUCCGGGUCUUCGACGAAUCAACAGUUCUAAUAUGGGCACAAAACGAAAGAUCGUCAUCUUUUCAGACUUUGACGGCACCAUCUUCAUGCAAGACACCGGUCACACGCUAUUCGAUAACUUUGGCUGCGGGCCAGAACGAAGAGCCGAACUCGCCACGCAAAUGGAGACGGGAGAGCGGACAUUCCGUGAAGUCUCGGAUGAACUCUAUUCAUCGCUGAAUGUACCAUUCGAAGACGGUUUCGAAGUGAUGAAGACGGCUCUUGAAAUCGAUCCCGACUUCCAAACCUUCCACGAAUUCUGCGUCAACAAUAGCAUUCCUUUCCAUGUUAUUUCAGCUGGGUUGCAACCCAUUCUGAGAAAAGUCCUGGACCAUUUCAUCGGCGAAGACAUGAGCAAGCACAUUGGCAUUGUGGCCAACGAUGUCAAGAUUGCCGAGGACGGCAGUAAAUGGGAAGCAGUUUGGAGACACGACAACGAUCUUGGUCACGACAAGGCGCAAUCAAUAAACGAGUACCGGGAAAUGCAGAGUGAAAAUGGCACCAUCCCCCUGAUCGUUUUCGUCGGCGACGGUCUGUCAGAUCUCCCGGCCGCCCGUGAAGCUGAUGUCCUGUUCGCUCGUCGCGGCUUUAGACUGGAAGAGUACUGCCAAGAGCAUGGACUGGCGUACAUUCCUUUCGACACCUUUGCCGACGUCCAAGAAGAAGUCAUUAAGAUCGCGAAACUCGACGAGGAACAGACUCAUGGCAGAGGCCUCCCGGCAACCUUCAACCCACUUGCCAAUAAGUGGAGGCGUCUCAGCAACAAAGCUGGAAAACCUAACUUCUCUGCUUUCAGCCCAUCCAGAGAGGAUGUGGUAUUUGAAUGGCCAGAGAAUGCAACGGAGUCUGCCACACUCCAAGGCUCUGAAGAAGGCAAAGCUGCAUUUGCAGCACCAAUGGCAUAG
Molecule: messenger RNA, 1008 nt
Organism: Capronia epimyces CBS 606.96
Lineage: Eukaryota; Fungi; Ascomycota; Eurotiomycetes; Chaetothyriales; Herpotrichiellaceae
Exons: 2
Coding region: 1-1008 (335 amino acids)
Molecular function (GO): phosphatase activity
Source: RefSeq, a predicted model, not a curated record